AUGGCCGCCGAGGCGAGGAGAAGCAUGUCUGCUUCCCACCCUUCCGAGGCUACUCCGCUGCUACGCGACGCCUCUACCCACCAAACCACAUAUUAUCGCAGCGUGCUCAGUCACACGGGCGAUAUUGGAACAGAAUCAUCUAGCCUCGAAGCGGACAACGAGAAUAUUUUCCCGGUCCUGACCCAAGUCAGUUCCGCUCAACCAAGCCUGGACAUUGAGCCGAACCUGAUUCAAUUGCCCUCCGCUGGCUCGACGGAAAGAGACAAUGGGUCUAUUGCUGAUACUCCUUCGAUUCCACAUAAGGAGACGGGUUACGCGGCACAAUUCAUCAAUGUAUCCCCAACCCGAUUUUGGGUGAUUUUCUCGGGCAUCAUGCUCGGUUAUGUGAUCGGGUUCUUCGACUCCACAUUAAUGGCGUCCAGUCACCCAGUGAUCACAUCAUAUUUCCAUGCUGCGAAUUCGGCAUCGUGGCUAUCAACCGCCUUUCUCCUCACGUCCACGGCAUUCCUGCCCCUUUUCGGGCGCAUCUCCGAUGCCUUUGGUCGUAAACCCGUCUACCUGUUCUCGAUUUCUAUGUUUUUUGUGACCACAGCAUGGUGCGGUCUGGCUCAAAGCAUCGGCAGUUUCAUCGCCGCCAGGGCUUUCUGUGGAAUGGGGGCUGGCGGGGUCUUCUCUAUGGGCCAGAUCAUCUCUAGUGACCUGGUGCGCCUCGAGUAUCGGGGCGUCUACCAAUCCUAUAUCAAUCUUUGCUUAGGAAUUGGUAGCUGUACCGGGCUUGCCUUUGGCGGGUUCCUCUGUGACCGAAUUGGCUGGCGGGGUGCAUUUCUCAUCCAGCUGCCGUUCAUAUUUGUCUAUCUCGUCGCUUCGGCCUUUACCGUUCCAGCCGAUCUUGGGAUCAAGUUGGUAGGGACGGAGCGCCAGACGGUCUCGCAAUUGAUCCGCAGCAUCGACUUGACCGGCUCGUUUUUCCUCGUCCUAGCAGUCACCGCGUUGAUUAUGGGUUUGAACCUCGGUGGAAACGUUUUCCCCUGGAGUCAUCCCCUCGUCAUAUGUUCCUUGGUUGCAGCUUUUGUCUUGGGUAUUCUUCUUGUUCGAUAUGAGCGCAAUGUGCCACGCGCUGUGCUUCCAGUGGAGCUACUUUCGAAGGAACCUCGAGCCAGCAUCAUAUUUGGCAACUUCUUUGGAUCGAUCUCUGUCAACACCAUGAUGUUCAAUGCGCCCCUGUACUUUCAAGCAGUUAAGCUUGCCAGUCCCACUGCCUCUGGCUUACGUCUCGUGGCCGCAUCAAUCGCCGUGACUGUUUCAAGCGUCGGCACCGGAUUUCUGAUCACCUGGUCGAAACGUAUGAAGCCGACAAUCAUACUUGGCGGGAUCUGCAUGAUUGUAGGAGGGUGUGCCGCGGCUUCGAUGGGUAUCACCACUCCCGAUGCUCUCGCCAUGAUCUGUGUCUCUUUCUCCAGUCUUGGCCAAGGGUUUGCGUUCCCGAGCUUGAUGGUGUCGAUUUUAGCCACCAGUGAGCAAGAUGACCAGGCCAUCGCAACCACUACCCUUGGUUUGGCUCGCAAUCUGGGCUCCGUGCUGGGCGUGGCCAUUAGCAGCUGGAUCUUCCAAAAUACCCUGCUCUACGAGCUUGAACACAAGGUGACAGGCUCAGAGAAAGAGCAAAUCAUCAUUCUUGUCCGCCGGUCCAUCCGCGCCAUUGCUGAGUUGGACCCAUUCCAUCAACAACAAGUCGUUGGAGCAUAUGCCUUUGCUCUCCGGGUCACCUUUCUUUCCGCGGCUAUUUGGGCCGUUAUCAUGUUAAUCCUGCACUCGCGACUUCGUUUGCCUAGGUUAGGAAGCAAGGCGUAA
Penicillium canariense is the source of this 1851-nucleotide messenger RNA. Its product is annotated as putative MFS multidrug transporter. Bases 1 to 1851 code for a protein of 616 amino acids. Gene Ontology annotation, molecular function: basic amino acid transmembrane transporter activity. Gene Ontology annotation, biological process: transmembrane transport; basic amino acid transport. Lineage: Eukaryota; Fungi; Ascomycota; Eurotiomycetes; Eurotiales; Aspergillaceae. The record is from RefSeq and is a predicted model, not a curated record. The transcript is spliced from 2 exons. Gene Ontology annotation, cellular component: fungal-type vacuole membrane.